Rotaria sp. Silwood1 is the source of this 828-nucleotide messenger RNA. The record is from the annotation of a GenBank genome assembly. NCBI's taxonomy places the organism in Eukaryota, Metazoa, Rotifera, Eurotatoria, Philodinida, Philodinidae.
AUGGGUAAAACUAAUAUUAAUACUCUUAUUGGAAAUAACGAAAAUAUUGGUUCAGUUGCUGGUCCAAAUCAAGCAACAUGUUCAAACAAUGGUUGUACAAGAAUAGAAAAGCAAUGCUCUCUUUGGCAACUAAUUACAUUCAGAAAAUGUCCUCUUAUAUAUUAUGAUUGUCAAAAUAAUAUUUUAUCACAAAUCAAUAAUCAACAGUUACUUACAAGUGGAUAUCUUUUUAAUCAAUUCAAUGAAAAUAAUGAGCCAGUAAAUAAACCAACAAAUGUUGAAAAAUGUUCUCAUGGUGGAGUAAUGGAUGAUUCAGCACAUGUACCAGCUAUUGGUGGAAUUAAUAAAGAUUCUAAUACUUUGAUCCUUUCACCUCAUUCGAAUCUUCAUUUUAAUGCAGUUGAUUUAGCUGUGAAUGCGACUGAAGAAUUUUUCAAUAAUCUACGCAAAGACCUUGGAGAUGAAAAUUUCAACCGACUUUUUAUCAUCAAUCCAACACAAACACAAUCUCAAACUGCAUCAAAUGCAGUUAAAAAUGGCAAACGAUUUCGAUUUUUUACAUCAUUUCUUUCAGUUAGUUUGAAACAAGGUGAUGGUCUUCUUGCGGAUCUAAAAAAUUGGAUCACAAAACGUAUUAAUAUGAUUAAAUCAAUACUAACUGGUUUAUUGUUUGGUCAAAAUACUCUUGAUAUACCAACAUAUGAUUUAAGUGACCUAGGAGUUAAUGUUAAAGAUGUGAAUAAUUUUCGUGCAGCACCUUAUAUUCUCGAAAGUGGCAACAUCGGACGCAAGAAACGUUUUAUUCAUGUUCUUCGUAAUCGUCAAUAG